This is a messenger RNA of Haliotis rubra (blacklip abalone), 1624 nucleotides long. RefSeq lists its product as uncharacterized. NCBI's taxonomy places the organism in Eukaryota, Metazoa, Mollusca, Gastropoda, Lepetellida, Haliotidae. The coding region runs from base 14 to 1318 and encodes 434 amino acids. The record is from RefSeq and is a predicted model, not a curated record. The transcript has 15 exons.
CGGGACUUACAAAAUGGCUGGUUGGGAAGGACGCCACUUUGCAAAAUUGGCCACGAUUAUAUUGAUCUUUAUACUCCAAAUAUCUGCACACAAGCCCCUCUUCAAGGACUUUCCCUCACAUGUGUUGCUCCGACACAUAUCUGUGUCAAGACAUCUUCCAGUCUGUGUCCUCUUCCGUAAACAAGAAAGUGGAUCAAAUCUGGAAAAUAUUUUAUUCAACUUGUGGAAGGACAAAGAUAUAUUUCACAGUUUAUCAUCAUGGGAGAUUGGAUCAUUUACAGUCAACAAGGAGACCUCAGUGGCUGUGCCAGUCCCACCAGUGUUCCCUGGCCUUCGGUGUUUUCUAGGGGAGACAAUCAUGUAUGACUAUGAGGGCAAAUCAGCAAAAUCCAAAAUAUCCAGAUGGUUUCAAGGAUUGUUUUCUCGACACCUGGAGCACCAGCAAGACAUCACAGAGGAGGUGGUGCACAUGGCUGUCAGGACCCACACCUUCACCAUCAUCGCCUUCCCCAACAUGCACAUUCACAGACAGCUGGAGGACAUGGUACACCAGAUCAGCUAUGAUAGUGCAGAGCACAUCAAGUCUCUGAUAGUACAUCCGCACUCGGAGAGGAAAAGAUACAUCCAGGAGAUGUUCGGGGUGACCACUCUACCCGCAGCUGUUGUGGUGCACAAUCAAGAUGAUGGAUCUGACCCUGUGAUAAAAGUCUUCCCUGAGAUUUCCCUGCGUAGAGACAAAAUGGAGACCUACAUCCAGUCCCGGAGAGUGCCAACCACUCACUUCACAAUGGAGUCCUUCAAUCAGUUAGUCCGGGACACAUCUGAUGAGAGUUAUGUCCCCUUCUUGAUUGGCUUCUACGCCUUCUGGGCACCAGGGGCCUUGACCUUCCUACGCUUCAUGUCUCUCACUGUGCAGGAGUUUGACGACCUGAGUGUAGCCUUGAGAUUUGGCUUAGUUGACCUGUCUGAGCAAAACCAAUUGGUCAAUAGAUACAUUGACCCCAUGAAGGCAAGAUCGUUUCCUUUUCUCAUCCUGUUUACAAAAGAUAGAGAGACAGGUGAGCUACAACAGACUCUGCUGUCUGAGAAGAGACCGAGUCCACAAACUGUGUACACAGAGAUCCUGGGGCUUGGCAUCAACAUCUCCACCUACAGUGGGGAGCCAUUGCUGUACCAGCCAUAUGGAGUAGAGGACCCCAUGCAGGUGUCUGGUGUGUUGGAGGGUCCGUAUGGACACAUGUGUUCUUCAGCCUACCAUAACCUGACUGACAAUACACCCAGGAAGAAGCCACAGGUGAAAAAGAAAAUGAAAAACUGAAAAAGAAAAGAGACUGGCCCAACAGGGACAUUUUUGAUGAAAUUGAUGCCACCCUUCCGAAGGAUCAUGGGAUACCAGUUGUGUCACACGUGACAUGGAGUCAGGUGGUGGAGAAGUCCCACGCACCACGACACCCGUUCCUGCCAGAGGGCCGAUGGGCAGGAGAGUAUACCAAGGUGGCCAUGAUUGUGUUCCUGAUCGAUGGAUGUGGAAGCUGUCGACGUAACAUGGAUGUCUUUCGUGAACUGCACGAAACAGUAAAGUAUAUAGAUGGUGGCUCCCUCUACCUUGCAAACUGUACGCGGG